UUCUGCAGGCGGACGAUCUCCUUGCGACGAUGCGCGUCGGGCUGAAAACGAGUUUGAGCAACUUUUUGAAACGGGUGCGAGAAGGGACCAACGUCGAAUUACCGGACCUUCCGCGUACCAGAUCGUAUCCACGGGCGUGCUCUUCGGACCCGCUGUACUCGACGUUGAUGAAGGGAAAAUCUGCAACCGCACGCAAAGUUUUAGGAAAAGAUCUCGGUUCUUCGAGCAAUGAUAACGGUUUACUUUCGAAGUGGCAGAAAGUGGAUGGUAACUUGGCACAGAAUCGCCGGGAAGAAAAGGCGAAACAAGAGCCGUUUGCUCGCGUCGCAAAUAGAUCGCAAACUAAGCAUGAUUCACACGAGCUCGGUAAAAUGAGCGAACUGCCAUUACCCCAGAAUAAUUUGGAUCACAUUACAGAGAAGAAAACGAUCGCAACGCAACGCAGAGAAACUGGCGCGAAGAAACCUUAUUAUGGGUGAGCAUUGUGAUUGUUUGUAGCAGAACUAUUUU
Messenger RNA from Odontomachus brunneus, 510 nucleotides. RefSeq lists its product as uncharacterized. NCBI's taxonomy places the organism in Eukaryota, Metazoa, Arthropoda, Insecta, Hymenoptera, Formicidae. The coding region runs from base 30 to 479 and encodes 149 amino acids. The transcript is spliced from 2 exons. The record is from RefSeq and is a predicted model, not a curated record.